AUUAUUAUAUUUAUAAUUUUAUAAUAAAAAUUAAAAGUUAUAAAGCUAUUAUUAGCUUAAAGUUUCAUUGUAUUUUCCAAGUGUUUCAUUUUAAAAAAGGCAAAAAUGGCAGAAAAUAAUGAACCAUUGUUGUUAACAAAGGAAGAUUCAGGAAAGAAGAAGGAGAAAUAUGAUUACUAUGAAAAUUGCCCAGGAUGUCAAGUUGAAAAGAGCAAAGCUGAAAAUACAAAUGUUCCAUGGCUUCAAUUUUUCUUUAUCUGGAUUAUUACUCUUGCUUCUGCAUUGCCCAUAUCAUUCAUCUUUCCGUUUCUAUAUUAUAUGGUGAGGGACUUCGGCAUUGCCAAACGGGAAGAAGAUGUUAGUUUCUAUGCUGGUUUUGAGGGAUCUGCAUUUAUGGUUGGCCGAACAUUCACCGCUAUAAUAUGGGGAAUGGUGGCCGAUCGUUAUGGUCGAAAGCCUGCCCUGAUACUAAGCACAUUAUCAGUAGUGAUAUUUAACACAAUGUUUGGGUUGAGCACAACUUAUUGGAUGGCACUUUUUUCAAGAUUCUGUCUAGGAGCAUUCUGUGGUACACUUGGUCCCAUGCGGGCGUAUGCCUCUGAAGUUAGCCGUCGAGAGCAUCAAGCUUUGGGACUCGGAAUGAUGUCGUCUGCACGAGGAAUAGGCUUAGUCAUAGGUCCGGCACUUGGUGGUUACCUUGCGCAACCUGCAGAUAAAAUUCCGAGUGUAUUUUCUCAAGAAUCAAUUUUUGGAAGAUUCCCAUACUUUUUAGCUUCUAUGGUUAUAUCAAUCUUUGCAUUUGGUGUCUUCAUCCUCUGCUUUUGGCUCCCGGAAACAUUACAUACGCAUGAGGGUGAUAGAGAGGAUGUUGACGAAGAAAAAUUAGUGAAUACUGAAGAAGGAACUUCAAAUUCCUGGAUUAGCCUUCUUCUAAAUUGGCCUUUGAUGUCAACUAUCAUAGUAUAUUGUGUUUUUCAAUUGCAUGAUAUGGCCUAUGUUGAGAUAUUCUCGCUAUGGACAGUAAGUCCGAGGACUCUUGGAGGAUUAGGUUUAGCAACUGAUGAUGUUGGUGAAGCUCUUGUUGUGGCAGGAGUUGCUUUGUUAUUGUUUCAACUACUUUUGUACCCAUUCAUGGAGAGAAAUCUUGGACCUAUCGCAGUUUCACGAGUUUCAUCGAUUGUGAGUAUUGCAGUGCUAGCAAGCUUUCCCUUUUUUGUCAAUCUAAAAGGAACUAUUCUCUCAGUUGUGGUUGAUGCUGCUUCUGCAGCAAAGAAUGUUCUUUCGGUUGCAAUCACGACAGGAUUGUAUCUCCUGCAAAAUCGAGCCGUGGACCAACAUCAAAGAGGAGCUGCAAAUGGACUUUCUUUGUGUAUCAUGUCAAUCUGCAAAGCCAUUGCUCCUGCUUUAGCUGGAGCCCUUCUCUCUUGGACAGAAACACGCCAAUCAGCAACUUUUCUUCCAGGACCUCACAUGAUAUUCUUUCUACUGAACGCGGUUCAAUUUGUUGGGUUUUUGAUGACUUUCGAGCCUUUCCUUGCAAAACCUGCUCAAGAUUUUUGUUAGUCUUUUUUUAGAAAGAAAUUAUUGCUCGACGAUCACUUGUUUUGAAGCUAUUGAUAGCCAAAGCCUAAACGUUCUUCUAACACCUCAAGAAUGUUGAGAUAUUAACGAAAACCAAGUUGUAGUAUUUUAUGGUCGUUUUUAAUGGCUAAGCCAGAAUUUAAGACGAGGAUGAGCCAAAAGAUUAAACUAUUGUUGUUAUUUAUAGCUCAAUUGGUAUAAACUCCUUAUGUUAGUAUAAA
Messenger RNA from Amaranthus tricolor (Joseph's coat), 1802 nucleotides. Its product is annotated as protein ZINC INDUCED FACILITATOR-LIKE 1-like. The transcript is spliced from 17 exons. Gene Ontology annotation, molecular function: transmembrane transporter activity. NCBI's taxonomy places the organism in Eukaryota, Viridiplantae, Streptophyta, Magnoliopsida, Caryophyllales, Amaranthaceae. Gene Ontology annotation, biological process: transmembrane transport. Bases 106 to 1563 code for a protein of 485 amino acids. The record is from RefSeq and is a predicted model, not a curated record.